Molecule: messenger RNA, 515 nt
Organism: Arvicola amphibius (Eurasian water vole)
Lineage: Eukaryota; Metazoa; Chordata; Mammalia; Rodentia; Cricetidae
Product: cytochrome c, somatic-like
Exons: 1
Coding region: 51-368 (105 amino acids)
Biological process (GO): mitochondrial electron transport, cytochrome c to oxygen; mitochondrial electron transport, ubiquinol to cytochrome c
Cellular component (GO): mitochondrial intermembrane space
Molecular function (GO): electron transfer activity; heme binding
Source: RefSeq, a predicted model, not a curated record
UCGGGUCGCAGCAGCGUUGGUGGUGUUGAUCACCCGGGAGUGAAUUAAAAAUGGGUGACGUUGAGAAAGGCAAGAAGAGUUUUGUUCAGAAGUGUGCCCAGUGCCAUACUGUGGAAAAGGGAGGCAAGCAUAAGACUGGACCAAACCUCCACGGUCUGUUUGGGAGGAAGACAGGUCAGGCGGCUGGAUUCUCGUACACAGAUGCCAACAAGAACAAAGGCAUCACCUGGGGAGAGAAUACCCUGAUGGAGUAUUUGGAGAAUCCCAAAAAGUACAUCCCUGGAACAAAAAUGAUCUUCGCUGGAAUUAAGAAGAAGGGAGAAAGGGCAGACCUAAUAGCUUAUCUUAAAAAGGCUACUAAGGAGUAACUCCACUGCCUUAUUUAUUACAAAACAAAUGUCUCGUGACUUUUAAUGUGUACCAUAAUUUAAUUCAUACCCCAAAAUUCAGAUCAUGAAUGGCUAACAAUGUUUUGUUGGACAGUCCUGAUUUAAGUAAAACUGACUUGUAGAAAA